This is a messenger RNA of Neogale vison (American mink), 1932 nucleotides long. RefSeq names its product MYCN proto-oncogene, bHLH transcription factor (gene MYCN). NCBI's taxonomy places the organism in Eukaryota, Metazoa, Chordata, Mammalia, Carnivora, Mustelidae. The record is from RefSeq and is a predicted model, not a curated record. Gene Ontology annotation, biological process: regulation of transcription by RNA polymerase II. Bases 362 to 1756 code for a protein of 464 amino acids. Gene Ontology annotation, molecular function: RNA polymerase II cis-regulatory region sequence-specific DNA binding; DNA-binding transcription factor activity, RNA polymerase II-specific; protein dimerization activity. The transcript has 2 exons.
CGCCAUCACCCCCCGCAUCUGCAUGCCCCCUCCCACCCCCUGUCGUAGACAGCUUGUACACAAAAGGAGGGAGGGAGAGGGAGAGAGCGGGAGCCAGAACUUCCUCCACCUUCGGGAGCACCAGGCGGAGUGGGGGGUUCGGAGGGGAGACCGAGGAGCCGGGGAAGAAGGGGGCGCCCAUUGCCCGCCCCCCCCCAUUCGGCUCCGCUUGCCAACCUUCUCCCCGUGUGUCUGUCGGUUGCAGUGUCGGAGAUUGGCGCGGGCCCCCGCCCUCCGCGCCCCCCACGGGAAGGAAGCACCCCCCUAACUAAAAGGAGCCGAGCGGAAAGAAGCCCUCAUUCGCCCGCCCGGAGGCGAGCCGAUGCCGAGCUGUACUGCGGCCACCAUGCCAGGGAUGAUCUGCAAGAACCCAGACCUUGAGUUUGACUCGCUGCAGCCCUGCUUCUACCCGGACGAAGAUGACUUCUACUUCGGCGGCCCCGACUCGACCCCCCCGGGGGAGGACAUCUGGAAGAAGUUCGAGCUGCUGCCCACGCCCCCGCUGUCGCCCAGCCGUGCCUUCCCGGAGCACAGCCCCGAGCCCCCGAACUGGGCCACCGAGAUGCUGCUGCCCGAGGCCGACCUGUGGGGCAACCCGGCCGAGGAGGACGCGUUCGGCCUGGGGGGCCUGGGCGGCCUCACUCCCAACCCGGUCAUCCUCCAGGACUGCAUGUGGAGCGGCUUCUCGGCCCGCGAGAAGCUGGAGCGCGCCGUGAGCGAGAAGCUGCAGCACGGCCGCGGGCCCCCGGCUGCCGGUCCCGCGGCCCCGGCCCCGGGAACGGGCGCCACCAGCCCUGCGGGCCGCGGGCACUGUGCGGCGGCGGGGGCGGGCCGCGCCGGGGCCGCCCUGCCCGCGGAGCUCGCCCACCCGGCCGCCGAGUGCGUGGAUCCCGCCGUCGUCUUCCCUUUCCCCGUGAACAAGCGCGAGCCCGCGCCCGCCGCUCCGGCCGGUGCCCCGGCGGCCGGCGCUGCUGCGGUCGCCUCGGGGGCGAGUGCCGCGGCCUCGGCCGGCGCCCCGGCGGCCGUCCCCCCGCGCCCCGGCGGCCGUCCGGCCAGUGGCGGUGACCACAAGGCUCUCAGCACCUCCGGAGAGGACACCCUGAGCGACUCAGAUGACGAAGAUGACGAAGAGGAAGACGACGAGGAGGAAAUCGAUGUGGUGACCGUGGAGAAGCGGCGGUCCUCCUCCAACAGCAAGGCCGUCACCACCUUCACCAUCACUGUGCGCCCCAAGAACGCAGCCCUGGGCCCUGGGAGGGCCCCUCCGGGGGAGCUGAUCCUCAAGCGCUGUGUCCCCAUCCACCAGCAGCACAACUACGCCGCCCCAUCACCCUACGUGGAGAGCGAGGACGUGCCGCCCCAGAAGAAGAUCAAGAGCGAAGCAUCGCCCCGCCCCCUCAAGAGCGUCCUCCCCCCCAAGGCCAAGAGCUUGAGUCCCCGCAACUCCGACUCGGAGGACAGCGAGCGCCGCCGGAACCACAACAUUCUGGAGCGUCAGCGCCGGAACGACCUGCGCUCCAGCUUCCUCACGCUCAGGGACCACGUGCCGGAGCUGGUGAAGAACGAGAAGGCCGCCAAGGUGGUCAUUUUGAAAAAGGCCACCGAGUACGUCCACUCCCUCCAGGCCGAGGAGCAUCAGCUUUUGCUGGAGAAGGAGAAGUUGCAGGCCAGGCAGCAGCAGUUGCUAAAGAAGAUCGAACACGCUCGGACUUGCUAAACGUUUCUCGAAACUGGACAGUCACUCUGCCACUUUGCACAUUUUGAUUUUUUUUUUUUUUUUUUUAAACAAACAUUGUGUUGACAUUAAGAAUGUUGGUUUACUUUCAGAUCGGUCCCCCGUCGAGUUUGGAUCUGGGUGGGGAGCAGGACAUGGGGGGGUUCUGCGCGAUGGGA